UCUCUCUCUCCUAACGUUUCACUCUUCCUCUCUUGUAACUCCUUUCCGCCACCUUCCACCCCCUUUCUCUUUCUCUGUUUCUCUCUCGCUGUCUCCUUCUCGCUUCCUCCUUGUUCAUUGACACAAAUACAAGUGAACCAAACCUUGAAUUAAUGGGGUAAAGCUGGAAUAGGGGUGAGGGGGAUAAGCGCAGGGGUGUUGUGGGCCGUAGAGGGCGGUGGCGGUAUGUAUGUUAUUUUGUUUUGUUUUCCAAGUUUCUCUGUCUCCUGGUAACAUUCCACCAUCCUCAUUCUCCCUGGUUAAUUAUCAAUCAGAUGAAUGUCUCUUCGCUCGUUCUGAUUGGCAUUCACUGGAUCAGGCCAGAUAAAACAGGUGACACCACUGAUACUAGUCAUGGGGCGGGGUGGCUGAUGUCUUCGCCUUUUCCUACCCCUGGCUGUCACCCCUGGGACUGACAGACAGACAGGCAGGCAGGCAGACAGACAGACAGAGACCGAGACGGAGGACUAACACAUAGAGACCUCUCUCACUAUCUCAUCCCUUCACUGGAAAAAAACAUCACAUUUUUUGUUAUUUAUUCAAGUGAUCUUAUUGAGAUUAAAACUCUCUUUUCAAAGGGGAGACCUGCCAUAGUACGACUGCAACUAAACCGAUUAUACCUGGAGUUCCAGGCUCUUUCUUAGCUGUGAGGUGUAGCAGCAUGGGUAGACCCACUAUGAGCCGUGCCACUGCCCUGCUCACACUCCUGGCCUGUCUGGUUGUCUUAGAGGCCCGUCAUGAGCCAGGAUACUGUGCCUUCUACGAGGAGUGUGGUAAAAACCCAACGGUGGCGGGAUCCCUCCUCCCCCCCAUAAUCCCCUGCCUCAACUAUAGCCGCGCUCGAGCCCUCGAGGGGGCGCACUACCAACAACUCAAAAAGGUGUGCCCCAUGCUGGACCGUGGAGAGGGCAGCACCACCGCCUGCUGCUCUAUAAAGCAGCUCAAGUCCCUGGAAAUGAGCCUGAUGCUGUCCAAGGCAGUGCUCAUUCGCUGCCCCUCCUGUGCUGACAACUUUGCCCACCUCCACUGCAUCAACACCUGCAGCCCUGACCAGACCACAACCGUUAACGUGACACGCACCAUGAACGUCAACAGCUCGGGGAUUAUCAAAGAGGCUGUGGUGGGUUACCAGGCCUACUUGUCCACCUCAUUUGCUGACAAAUCCUUUGAGUCCUGCAAGAACGUGAGGAUUCCCGCCACGGGGGGGUAUGCCAUCGCUACCAUGUGUGGACGCUAUGGCUCAGCACUGUGUACGGCUCAGCGCUGGUAUGACUUCCAGGGAGACUCCAGUAAUGGCCUGGCCCCACUGGACAUCGACUUCAGGCUGAUUCCAGAAGGGGUCACCGAGGGGAUACCCGAUGGGGUAGUGCCUUACGCUGGGAGGGCGCUGGGGUGUAACGAGAUGACCCCAACAGGGGCAGAGGUUUGCUCCUGCCAGGACUGCCAGGCCUCGUGCCCGGUCGUACCCUCUCCCCCACCCCCCGCAGAACCCUUCACCAUCGGAGGGGUGGACGGCUACCUGGUGCUAUGUGUGAUCUUCCUCUGCGUUCUCAUUCUAGCCUUCCUGCUCUUUGUGCUCUCCACCUACCUCCUGAGGAAGGAAAAGGGCAAGGACUCUGAGAAAGGGAAAGGAAAGGGGAAAGGGAUGGAUAAGAAUGGGAACAACGUUAGUGAGAGGCUGAUUGAACCGUGGGAGGUGACGUGUACAGACAAGAACAGCCUGGCUACUCAGGAGUUCCUGGGCUCUGGGUUCCAGGCAUGGGGCACCCUCAUUGCCUCACACCCCCUCAAGGUGCUGCUAGUGUCGGCUGUGGUCAUAGCUGCUUUCGCCACAGGACUCAUGCACAUCGAACUGACCACCGACCCUGUCCAGCUGUGGUCCGCCCCAAACAGCCGCGCCCGUAUGGAGAAGGACUUCCACGACAAGCACUUUGACCCAUUCUUUAGAACCAACCAGCUGAUCCUGACAGCGCCGGGCCGACCUGGUCACUUCUACGACUCGUUGCUGUUCGGGAAGCAGAACUUCAGUGGAAUCAUUGCCAAAGACCUGAUCCUGGAACUUCUAGAGCUGCAGAAGAAGAUUCAGAACAUUGAGUUCUGGUCGAAUGAUCUGAACCGUACGGCAAGUCUGAAGGAUGUGUGCUUCGCGCCUCUCAACCCCUCCAACCCCAAACUGACCGACUGUGCUGUCAACAGCCUGCCCCAGUACUUCCAGAACAGUGUGGACAACCUCAACGCUAAAGUCAACAUGACGGAGCUGGGCUUGACCAAGGAGGUGGACUGGAGAGACCACUUCAUCUACUGCGUCAACUCUCCCCUGUCGUUCAAAGACAUCACUGACCUGCAGUUGAGCUGCAUGGCUGACUAUGGAGCACCAGUCUUCCCCUUCCUCGCAGUGGGAGGAUAUGAGAAUGAAGGCUACACUACAGCAGAAGCUCUCAUCCUGACAUUCUCCCUCAAUAACUACCCUCGAGACAGCGUUAAGUUCAAGGUGGCCCUGGAGUGGGAGCAGAGGUUCCUGGACAUAGUCCAAGAGUACCAGAAGAGUCCAGGCAACCCGUUCACCUUUGCGUACAUGGCUGAGAGGUCACUGGAGGAUGAGAUUAACAGGACGACAGUGGAGGACAUCCCCAUCUUCAUGAUUAGCUAUGCUGUUAUCUUUGUGUACAUCGCUGUGGCUCUGGGGGAGUACACCUCCUUCAGUCGAAUACUGGUGGAUUCGAAGUUCCUGGUUGGUCUGGGUGGUAUACUGGUGGUGGGCUGCUCUGUCCUGGCCUCCAUGGGUUUCUACGCCUGGAUCGGUAUCCCCUCCUCUCUGAUCAUCCUCCAGGUUGUCCCCUUCCUGGUGCUAGCCGUAGGAGCUGACAACAUCUUUAUCUUCGUUCUGGAGUACCAGAGGGACGCACGGAGGCCAGGCGAGAAGAGGGAGGAGCAGAUCGGACGUGUCCUUGGAAAUGUAGCUCCCAGCAUGCUCCUGUGCUCUCUCUCCGAGUCUGUCUGCUUCUUCCUGGGCGCUCUGAGCACCAUGCCUGCUGUCAAGUCCUUUGCUCUGUACGCUGCCCUGGCUGUGCUCAUGGACUUCGUGCUGCAGAUGACGGCCUUCGUGGCGUUGCUGUCCCUGGACGCCAGACGGCAGGACGGGAACCGCUGCGAGCUGGCCUGCUGCGUCACCGUCAAGACCACGGCCCCCUCCAAACCCAACGAGGGUUUCCUUCUGCCCGUCAUGAGGAAAUACUAUGCCCCCGUCCUCCUCCACCCCGUCACCAGGGUCAUAGUGAUGGUUGUGUUCAUCUUUAUGUUCAUCUCCUCCAUCUACCUGAUGUUCUAUGUGACAGUGGGCCUGGAUCAGGAGCUGGCUAUGCCCCAGGGUUCCUACAUGUUGGAGUAUUUCAAGUACCUGUAUGCAUACUUUGAGGUGGGCGUCCCGACCUAUUUUGUCACAACAAAGGGCUUUAACUUCUCCAGCAUAACGGGUAUGAAUGCAACCUGCUCCAGUGUGGGCUGUGACCCCUUCUCUCUCACUCAGAAGAUCCAGUACGCCACUGAAUACCCUGACCUAUCUUACUUGGCCAUCCCAGCAAACUCGUGGGUGGACGACUUCAUUGACUGGCUAAACCCUGGAUCCAAAUGCUGUCGGCUCUAUUCCUUCGGUCCUAACAAAGGGAAAUUCUGUCCCGCGAGCGAAUCGGCCUUCCUGUGUGGGCAGAAGUGUAUGAAGAGUCCCGUUAACGGGGUACUGAGGCCCGACAUGGAGCAAUUCAACCGCUUCCUACCAGACUUCCUAGGCAACAGGCCCGACCUGCAGUGCCCUAAGGGAGGUCUAGGAGCCUAUGACAAGGCUGUGAUCACAGACGAGAGUGGAGAAAUUAUAGCCACCAGGUUCAUGGCGUACCACACGGCCCUGACCACCUCCAAGGAGUUCACUGCAGCUCUAAAAAUAGCCAGAGAGCUGGCCCACAACAUCACCCUCAGCAUGAGAGCCAUACCUGGCACAUCCCCGGACUUUGAGGUCUUCCCCUACACGGUGACCUAUGUGUUCUAUGAACAGUACCUGACCAUUGUGUCUGAGGGACUGUUUAACAUCUCCCUGUGCCUACUGCCAACCUUCGUGGUGUGCUGUCUGCUACUGGGCAUGGACCUGCGCUCCGGCGCUCUCAACCUCCUCACCAUCAUCAUGAUCACCGUGGAUACCGUGGGCGUCAUGACACUGUGGGGCAUCGACUACAACGCUGUGGCUCUUAUCAACCUGGUCACGGCGGUGGGUAUCUCUGUGGAGUUUGUAUCUCACAUGACACGUUCCUUUGCCAUGAGCAUCCAGCCUACACAUGUAGAGAGAGCCAAGGAGGCUACUGCUACUAUGGGCAGUGCGGUGUUUGCUGGCGUCGCCAUGACGAACCUGCCUGGCAUAGUUGUGUUGGCAUUUGCCAAAGCCCAGCUCAUCCAGAUAUUCUUCUUCCGUUUAAACCUGGUUAUCACUCUGCUGGGCAUGGCCCAUGGUCUCAUAUUCCUGCCCGUGCUGCUCAGCUACUUCGGUCCUGGAGUGAAUAAGGCAGUGUUGCUACGGCUACAGCAGGCCAAGGCCCAGGCGCUGGAGCUGAGUAGCAGCACCAAGAACAUCUAUGACAACAUCGGCUAUGAAGACCAGGAGAACAGCCCCAACCCAGACACCACCCCCCCAGAGACAAUCUCUGAGGAACAGCUAAAAUAAGAUAAAAUGGUGAGAGUGGGCCAUUUCUGAACACCACUACCUAAACAACUGUUUCCAGUUGAUCAACAUAUACCUCCGUAACCAUAGGAACCACAAGAGCCCGAAGCAAGGACAAUGUAUGUAGCAAAGGAGGGUCUAAUAGAGAUUCUAUAUAUUGAGCCAUAUGUGCAGAUCUUCAUCUAUGGCACUAGCGGCAAUGUCCCCUUAUUCGGGAAAGGCAGGACUGAAGGCCGCAAUAGAGACGACCGUGCAAUAUCUACUACCAGAUGAACUGUGUGGAGUGGAGAUACAUAACCACGUACUGAACUGAGGGACCUAUUGGUCGUUCAACAGAGACAUUACUUCUAAUAGUAUACUGUGUAAUGUAGACAUGUAGUCUCUCAUCUCCAUAUUCUGUAUGUGACAGUUUCGGCCUGGGCAGGAGGAACCGGCAGGAUGAUUUCUGCAUUGCAAAUUAGGCAGGCCCAAAGUGGUUCCUAGUGAGAAAUUACAAACAAAUAUGCUAGCAAAAUUCGUUUUUUAUACUAUUAGAAUUGUUUUGUGUGUCAGUUAAAUGUAUGUUUAUUUAAUUUAAAUAUGUUGUAUCUAUUAAUUAAAUCAACUAAAAAUGAGUUUCAUUUACAAAAUCUGUUCAUCGAGUGUUCCCACGAAUAAAAAAGAAUGUAAUCAAGGUACGGAAUUAUAGUUAUUUUCAAAUACAAUCUCUUUUUGGUUGUGGUCAAUUUGCAGUGUACAAAUGAUUAGAAUUAUGUUUCGGUUCCCCCACCAUCCACUCCGACAAAAUUCGGCCAGCAGCUGAAUCUAGUUGUCUUCCCCUAAAUUACAGUCAGAGAAUACACUCCAGUUGUUGAUAGUAAAUAGUCUUGAAAAUAAUUUUCUGUAUUGUUUGUAAAAAAAUAUUGUGAAAUGAAUAUUAAACAUGUCUGUAAAGUAUGUGUGACUUGACUUUGUAGGCUGUGAGAAACCCAGGAAUAAAAUGGCAUAAUGAUUUUCAUAAUUCACAAUAAAUGCAUUACAUAAG
This is a messenger RNA of Salvelinus namaycush (lake trout), 5768 nucleotides long. RefSeq names its product NPC1-like 1 (gene npc1l1). The coding region runs from base 701 to 4747 and encodes 1348 amino acids. NCBI's taxonomy places the organism in Eukaryota, Metazoa, Chordata, Actinopteri, Salmoniformes, Salmonidae. Gene Ontology annotation, cellular component: membrane. The record is from RefSeq and is a predicted model, not a curated record. Gene Ontology annotation, molecular function: lipid carrier activity. The transcript is spliced from 20 exons.